Molecule: messenger RNA, 6690 nt
Organism: Gigantopelta aegis
Lineage: Eukaryota; Metazoa; Mollusca; Gastropoda; Neomphalida; Peltospiridae
Product: myelin transcription factor 1-like
Exons: 18
Coding region: 161-3217 (1018 amino acids)
Biological process (GO): regulation of transcription by RNA polymerase II
Cellular component (GO): nucleus
Molecular function (GO): DNA-binding transcription factor activity, RNA polymerase II-specific; zinc ion binding; RNA polymerase II cis-regulatory region sequence-specific DNA binding
Source: RefSeq, a predicted model, not a curated record
UCAUAAAUGUGAAGUCGAAGAUGGUUUCUUUGUUGAAACUUUCAUGCGCGGGAGUUAAUGUUUUUACCAAACGCAUGCCGUGCUAAGCAUGUGACAGUCUGUAUUUUGGAGCAAGCGGAUAAUAUACUGCCAUAAUACAACAUCCAAAAGACAAUACAGAAUGUCAACGGGGAAAAAGAAAGAACAAAGUAGUGAUGGUCAAACAAAUGGGUGUUCCUUCCCAGGUUGUAAAGGUGAAGGUCAUGUGUCUGUAAAGUUUUCUCGACAUCGGUCCCUGACAGCUUGUCCCCUGGCGGCAGAGAAGCGUCGACAAGAACGACUAUCUGAAACUCCUGCUGCUAAGAAAGCGAGACUAUCACAAAAAGAAGAGGACAAGAUUCCUGAAGAAGAAAUCAAACAGGAAGUGAAGUCUGAGACCGACGACGACGAUGACGACGAUGAUGAUGAUGCCGUUGUGCCAACAAAUCUAGUCCUUAAUUCCGUCGCUUUUCCAGAUGAGUCAAUAAAAAUAGAACUUCCGGAGGCAAGCAAGCCUAUGGAAAGUGAUGACGUGAAACCCAGUGUGAAAGAAGAAAAUGACGAUGAUAAAAACUGUUUUCGGGAGGCUGAGCGUGCGCUGCGCAGUCUCUCUGGCGAGUUGGACAGUUCGGAGCCAUUCCAUUACAUAUAUUCUCCGGAUAGCGAGAGUGGACAGGAUGCCCUGCCCACAAAAUCAGACUCUUCUUCAUCUAAAACAGCCAGUGAGAAGAGUGAAUUGACAAUGGGUGAUAGUAUUGUGGUGGAUGAUUCUGAGGUGAAGGUCAAGGAGGAGAAAGAUGACCCUGAAACUGACAGUGUGUCAUCUGGCCCUGUAACGAGUAAUAUGGCCAAAAUGUUAACCUCUACGAAUGAUGCGGAUAUUCUCCUGAAGAUCCAGGAACAGUGUGCUAGUAUACAGUCUCAAGUUGUUGCGGCUACUGCUGCCUUCAGCAAACAGCUGACGAGCACUAAGCCUCCCGAUGAGGUGAAGAAAGAGCCGAAAGACGACAUUAAGAAAGAGGACGACGAUGGCGGGAGUAGUUCCGACGAAGACGUCGCCAACUCUGACUUCACAGUGUUGGCCGAGUGGGCCACUGAUGGCUCGGACGGAGGACCCAAACUUGGCAUUCCCGGGGUCAACCAGGAGGAGCCGCGGGAUGAUUCCAAAAAAGAUUCAGAAGGCAGCAAGUGCCCGACUCCAGGGUGUGAUGGCACGGGACAUGUGACGGGACUGUAUUCUCACCACAGGAGUUUGUCAGGAUGCCCUAGAAAGGACAGGAUUGACCCAGAAUUGCUUGCGAUGCAUGAGGGGUCAGUGAAAUGCCCUACAGUUGGAUGUAAUGGUCGUGGACAUGUUAAUGGAAAUCGUAACCAUCACAGAAGUUUAUCUGGCUGUCCAAUUGCAGCAAUGGGCAAACUAAUCAGUGCACAAAACAACAAAAAGGGACUCCAUCUGGUGGUGUUGCCAAAACACAAUGACCCGUCUCGGGCGGUCCUAGCGGCUUGUUCCGAGGCGGAGCUCAUCAAACUAGCUGCUAAGGAGACCUUUCAGCCAGGUGGUUCCUCGUCCGAUCGCGUUCUGCGCCCGAUGAUACUCACCAAACAACUAGAUCUAAACACUUUUGGAUUUGGCUCAUCUGUGUCACAAGCGACUCCAAGAAACAAUCUUGCGAAAGAACUUGAAAAAUACAAUCGUACACAUCAGGAAGCUGCAGAGCCUCCCACUAAACCCAAAGUUUUGGUUCUGCCUCCGAAACCGAGAGAUUUCGCCCCGGAGAGGCCGAAUAUUUUAAGUCGGCGUCCUCAUUAUAAGCCUCAGUAUCGUUACGACCCUUCAUCAAACUCAAACUCAAGUACUAGUUCAAAUUCCAAUUCGGCAUCUAUCUUGAAUAGAAAGUCGCCCGAUAUUUUGAAACCGAAAGUGAGUCAGAACGUGCCAGUGAUGACGGAUGUGGCCCAUCCGCCAAGGCCUGCUAGUGCCAGUGCCAGUCUGUUGUUGAGUCGCAGUGGCACAACGCUGAAUAUCCCACAGCCCGUUAGCAAGACACUCAGCGUGAAUGCAGCGCUGGCCAACGCUGCGAAUGCCAGGAUCAUUUCACAGGAAAACGGCAUCACGUCUCCUGGCAGUGGCCGUGAGAGCCCCGAAUCUGGAUUCAGUGUGUUUGACGACCCACUCUCUCCUAAGAGGGAGGCGGGUCGCGAACUUCUGUCAUGCCCCACUCCUGGCUGCGAUGGUUCAGGUCACGUGACCGGUAAUUACUCGUCUCAUCGCAGUCUGUCAGGCUGCCCCAUGGCCGAUCGCGCCAUGGUAACGGCCAGUCAGGUUGAACAGAAGUGUCCCACUCCUGGUUGUGAUGGGUCUGGACAUGUGACAGGAAACUACGCAUCUCACCGCAGUUUGUCUGGGUGCCCAAGAGCAGCCAAGUUGAGGAGGAUUCUGGGUAAAGAAUUGGAUAAAAAGGAAUCAGAUGAGCCUUUACGAUGCCCCGUACCAGGCUGUGAUGGGUCAGGUCACAUAACUGGCAAAUACUUGUCACAUCGCAGUGCGUCGGGUUGCCCGCUGACAAACCGCCACAAGUUGCACAGAGAGCUGAUAGCCGGGAUCGAGAACCAGGACCCGAUGCUGCAGGUGCAGGGAAUCAAACUGGAGUCUGUGAUGUGUCCCACACCUGGAUGUGAUGGUUCUGGCCAUGCUAAUGGCAGUUUCCUCUCCCACCGAAGUUUGUCGGGUUGUCCCCGAGCUACGAUUGCCAUGAAGAAAGCUCGACUAACUCCAAAUGCCCUUGCCAGUCUUCAGAUAAGAGCAGAGGCUGGAGAAGAUCUGAUGAAUGACGAGAGCCUGUUACAGCUGGACAAGGACAUAGAGAGAAUCCGUCUGUCUAACGAGAAAGCUGAUUCCGAGAUGGCUGCCCUACGAUCGGAGGUCUCCUGUAUGGAAUCUCGCAUGCAGCAGCAGGAGCAGGCGAACCAGGCCCUGGACGCGCACUGUAACAACAUGAAGUCGUACCUCUCGUCCUUGCGCACCAAGCUGCUCCAGUCCCUGCAGACAGCCCAGCUCCCGACCACCGAGCCGGUCACAGAGGACACACUCGAUAUGUUUAUCGGCAAGAUGCAGGAGAUGGUGUCUGAACGGAACACCGAGGUCAACCCGUUGUUUAGUGCUAUUAAGACAGCAUUGUCGAGUAUUGAGGUAGCUUAAGAGAGGAAAUAAAAGAAUAAAUAUACUGACAUAAUUCCUUUAAGAUGACACUGUCAAGUAUUAACUCAGAAGUAGCCUGAGGCAAAAAAUACAAUAAAUCUGAUGGCAUAAUUUCAUUAAGAGAGCAUUGUUCUGUAUUGAGGUAGCUUGAGAAAGAAACUAAAACCAUAAAUAUGCUGACAUGAUUCCAUUAGGAUGUCAUUGUUGAGUAUUGAGGUAGCUUAAAUAGGAACAUUAAAACAAUAUGCUGGCAUAAUUUCCAUUAGGAUGGCAUUGUUGAGUAUUGAGGUAGCUUAAAAAGGAACAUUAAAACAAUAUUCUGGCAUAAUUUCCAUUAGGAUGGCAUUGUUGAGUAUUGAGGUAGCUUAAAAAGGAACAUUAAAACAAUAUGCUGGCAUAAUUUCCAUUAGGAUGGCAUUGUUGAGUAUUGAAGUAGCUUAAAAAGGAACAGUAAAACAAUAUACUGGCAUAAUUGCAUUAGGAUGGCACAGAAAACUUGAGAUGGAAAAUAUAACAACUAUGCUGGCAUGAAAAUAAAAUAUAAUAAAUAUGUUAGCAUAUCCCCUAUUUCGUCAUAACAGUAUUAACACAUGAUGUGUUUAAUGUUAUUCAGAUGACACUGUUAAGCACUGAAGGUUUUUGAGGAAAACAUAUUGAAUAUGUUGGCAUAUCCCCUAUUUCGUGUUGUUUAUUGUUAUUCAGAUGGCACCGUUAAGCACUGAAGUUUCUUGAGGAAAAGAUAAUAAAAAUGCUGGGAAAUUUGUUCUGUAGCUUGAUGAAUUAGUACAAAUUCUGACAGACUAGUACAUUUUGGUUGGUACAAGCCUGGCAGACUAGUGAGAUAAUUUCCAUUUUUGAACCCGGUCAUUUAAUACUUAAAAAGUAUCACUAAUAAAUAUUGAGUAUCAAAAUGGAAAAUGUUUAAUGUUGUAUAUACAAUUUAUAUUGCCUUGUUACCCAAAUGAAAUUGAAAAAUCCAGGCAGUCAUAAAAUUAAAGCAUAACAUCUUUUUUGUAAUUUUUAAAUGUUUUUGUGUUUUGGCAAAGGGUACUGAUUUGUAGAUUAAGCAGCUGUCAAGUAAAAACUGCCUCACAUUGAACAAAAUUCAACAUAUGUGAAUCCAAAAAAUAAAUCCAAAUCUUUAAUGUAAGCCAAAAAUUAUGAUUGAUAAUAAUGAUUGUAUGAUAUCAUUUGUGUCAAAUGAAGGAAAAAUGUAUUUUCUAAAACCAGAUGGUUAUUUAAUACUUUUAAACACAAAUUUUAAUGUUCUUUAAUGUGGAUAUUUUUGUGAUUUUAAUCCAGUUUUAUAGAAAUGCAUUUUAACUAGUAGUAAACUGUUGUAUUUGUAAUAUAUACAUAUCAUUUUUGUGAUAUAGUCAUUGUUUUAUAUACAUAUUGUUGCUAUUUAUUCCAUGCUUCGCCUUUUAGAUUGAAGUACAGCAUAAUUUACAAUUGUUUUACUUGUGCUUUGAUUUAAUGUCAAAUAAUGUUCUAAGUCAUGUGAAUUUCAUGUUAUAUAUUUGUUGUUAUUUACAAUAUAAAAUGUUUAACAUAUCCAUCAAAUUGUGAAAUGUCAUAAUAUUUAGUCGGAUCUAUUUGUUUGUGAAUUUCAACAAAAUUCUUUUUUUUUUUUCUUUUUUUUUAUCAAGGAUGAAAUGUACAAAUGUGAAACAUGAAUUCUUUAAUAGUUAUGAAUUACGUCUUUAAAAGUUUGUUGCAUUUAAUGUACUCUACAAUUAAGUGCUUUCUUGCUUGGAAAUUGAAGAGAGUUGGAUGAAAAGGUGGGUCUGGUUGCAAUGCACCAACUGUUUAAAAUAAUUAAUCGGGUAUUUGAAACCUGCAGCAUAUUUAGAAAAGGCCACGAUAUACACAUUUUAUUUCAUUUUGAAUCCAUUUCCACUAGAUAAAAUACAGUAAUUUUUUUACGUUUAUUUAUUACAAUCCAGCCAAAUAAUUCUUCAUAUCUCUGAUAGGGAUGCUCAAUGUUAGAUUUACAAAUUUGAACAAAUAUUUUUAUUUUGUUAAUCAAAUUUAUUGUUUCAAGAUUUUUAAUUCUAAGGAGACUUAAUAACAUUGUGUGUAUUUUUUUUUUUUUUUUAAAUAGUCUUAAUCAAUUGAAGUUAGGUUGAAUGUUUAUUUGAAUGGGUACAGAAUACAAAUGGAAAUAUUUAUCGAAUACAGAAUAGCAGUUAAAAAAACAUUCCAUAGUAUUGUUUUAUAAAUUAUCCUCAUUUAGCCUUUUCCAUUUAGUACACCAGUACAAUUUCCAAACAAAUUCCAAACAUUCCAGUGUAUUGCUUAUUAUUAAGGUCCAUGCCGUUAAUAUCAUACAUUCCACUACAUGUAUAAUAUUCAUAACCCACUGGUUUAAAAUUGCUCUACCCUGAAUCUUAAUACAUUUGGCUUGCAUUCUGUCAGUGGUUGGUUCUUUUCUUGGUCGUUGAGAAAAUCUUAUGUUUUUGUUAUUUUCUUUUUAUCUCACAUUAUUUCUGUAUUCUGUUGUGCAUUACAAUAACUAUGUGCUUCUAUGAAGGCAUUUAUUGUUUAAUUUCAAAUUAUUUUUUUAAGAAUUUCCGAUUUUUUGCACUUCCCCAAAACUGUUUCUUUGGAUUUUUUUUAUAUCAAAAAUUCAUAGUAACCACUUAUAAAACUGCAAAGUUUUCCAAAUAUAUGUCCAAGGUAAAUUUUUAUCCCUCUUGUUUGAAAUUUAUUUAUUUAUAUCUUGGUGAUGUUAACCAAGUGCAUUCCAAGCAAUGUGUUGCUUAUGACAGAACAGCAUUGCAUUUUUAAUAUUUAUUGAGGUGCAUUCACUUUUUGUGCAAUAUCCAUGAUCAAAUGUAUAUUUUUUAGCUCAUUAAUUUAUUUUGUUAACAUAGUGUUUUACUGUAGUUCAAACUCAUUACUAUUUAUUGUGAAUGUUUUUGUUUGCUUUUUGUUUUGUUUUUAUUGUUGCUCAAUUCCCUUUUUCAGUUAGUAUUUAUUGUGAAUGUUUUUGAUUAUAUUUGUAACUCGGUCAUUUACUGUUAGUAUAUAUUGUGAAUGUUUUUAGUUAUAUUUGUAACUCAAUCAUUUACUGUUAGUAUUUAUUGUGAAUGUUUUUAGUUAUAUUUGUAACUCAGUCAUUUACUGUUAGUAUUUAUUGUGAAUGUUUUUGGUUAUAUUUGUAACUCAGUCAUUUACUGUUAGUAUUUAUUGUGAAUGUUUUUGGUUAUAUUUGUAACUCAAUCAUUUCCUGUUAAUAUUUAUUGAGAAUUCAGGCCAAUGCUAAUUUAUUUCAAGUGGAUGCCAUACAAUGAUUUUGUUUGUGUGAACAAUGACUCGACACAUUUACUUUGUCAUUCCUUCUUAUUAUUAUUAUUAGGGAUCCAAGCCAUAGAAGUGACGGAACCUUGUUGUAAUCAUGUUGUUAAGCUUGUCAGUCAUUUUCUGGCAUGCCAGAUUUGUUGUAUGCUUAAUAAACAUAAUGCAUACUG